Messenger RNA from Camelina sativa (false flax), 1084 nucleotides. RefSeq lists its product as uncharacterized. The record is from RefSeq and is a predicted model, not a curated record. NCBI's taxonomy places the organism in Eukaryota, Viridiplantae, Streptophyta, Magnoliopsida, Brassicales, Brassicaceae.
CGUUCAGAAAAUUUAGAAAACGACAUCUGAAAUUAAUAAUAAAAAAUAAAAAUCAAAAACAUUUUGUUUGAUCACGCGCUAUCUCUUUCACUUUACCGACCUUUUUUUUGAUAUCCUCCACUUUCUUCUCUUUGUCUCCAACUAUAAAAUCUCGAGUUUCCUUUCUUCCCGAUUCUGCACCCAUAAUCUCACGCUAAUUACAACAUUUGCCACUCAUUAAAACCGUACCAUCUAAACCAAAAAGCGGUAAACCGUACCGGUUGUUGUAAAGCUAUGGUCAUGGAGGAGAGGCUCACUAGGACUGACUCGGUCGGGAAGAAACGAGUCAGAGAAGAUGAGUUAGGCCUUGAUGACUCGCCGGAUGUGAAGCGGUUGAGAGACGAUUUGUUCAAUGACUCGGAGAACGACCCAGCGGUUCAAGAUCUUGACUCAGUCAUGAAGAGCUUCGAAGAUGAGUUGUCGAACACCACGACGACGGUGCAGCAAGGCUCUGCCGAGACUCAACCGGAUCUUGGUUAUCUUUUUGAAGCUUCUGACGAUGAGCUGGGUUUACCUCCACCGCCUCUGCAACCGCCGACGCUUUGUACGGAGGAGACGGUGACGGAGUUGCUACGGGCUUCGUCUGAUUCAUCUGAGCUCGGCGAGUUAUCUGGGUUUGAAAUUGAGGAUCAUGUUACUACGGAUUUUGGAACUUGCGAUCUUGGUGAUGGGCUUUUCGAAUAUUCCGAUGUUUGUUUGGAUUCCGGCGAUCUGUUUUCAUGGCGGCCGGAGUUUUUACCGGCGGAGUAAUUCUGGAGUUUUUUUAUUUAUAAAAAGCAUGUCACGAAACGGUGGCGUUUACCUCGCUUUUUUUUUUUCUUUUUUUCUUUGCUCUCUAUCUAUCAUGUAUUUAGGGAUCUGAUAUGUUUUGUUAAGUUAUUAGGAUUAGAAAAAUCAGAUGUUUAGUAGAGGAAAAUGGCUUAGAUUAGUUUAUAUAAGUAUCAAUAUGUUUAUUUACUCCCUUUUUCAAGGAUUUGUUCAUAUUUAGUGGACAUCUUCAUGCUUUGUUUAGCUGUUGUUUAAUUUUAAAAAUCUUAUUAUCCCA